AUGGUAACUUUCACACGAGGAUUCUGUUUGCGGGAUCCUGCAUGCAUACAGAAACUGGAAACAGAAAACUGGAUCCUGCAAAACACUCAGUUCAGUGACGAGAAGCUGCACCAAAGUUCAGGAAACGUCCUGUACUCUCCGGAAUCUGAGCUUACGGACCGACUCAUGCACGAAGUCGGGGCCAAGUUGAACCUACAACGAUUGGAUCAUCUGCCAAGUAAACAAGAGAGAGGCUACUUCCCAUUUUCAAGAGAGACGUCAUUAACAAUGAUGAAGUAUACGAGGGAUAUAAUGAGCUCGAAAGACGCUAUAGUUAUAUUUGAGAAUAUGAACUCGUACCCGUGGCCGAGCACACUGAACUACACCAUUCGGAUGAAGACAUUGAAGACGGAUUACACGACCACUACAUCUUUAUUAGAACCAGAAGCGGAACCGUACGACACGUACAAACGCGGGUCGCUCCAUAUGCCCAACUUAAACACUGGCGAGAAUUAUGAUAUGCAGUCAUUCUUGCGGUUACAGUGGGCUAUAGACACCAGCUACCUCCAAUUGACCACUAGAUCCUAUGUUGACCAGACACUGGCCCUGCAAGAGUUCCCUUUCAGCGACGAAAAAUUCAGACGUACACAGAUUGCUGUGUUUGUUUUCGCCGCCGCGUUUUUGCCUUUGGUGGUUACUUUACCCAUGAUAAGCUUAACUAAACGACUUUUCGGGGAAAAGAUCAGCGGGAUCCACGUGAGUUCAUUCAAUAUUCUGUACCUAGGGGAGACCGAGGAACUACAGAAGAUAUCGGGUGUGUCAGCAGAAACGAUAGCUUUCUCUUACGUGCUCGACCUGCUCUCCGUAUUAUUGGUGAACUUGUUGGUUUACAUCCUCUACUUCAAGCUAGCCGGCUAUUUGGUCCACACAAGCUGCUUCUACCUCGCCCUAGCUAUAGCGCUGGGUUUCUUCUCCGUCCUGGCGUUCACAUUCAUCGUAUUUUACGUUCUCGAUGUCAGCACAGGUGGUAUAACGAUGUCUAACAUGUGGUCACAUCGUGACGAGAUGAGGAAGGUGUCCGUGGGGGAAGCCUACAUGGCUAUGGCAUUCCAAAUACUUCUGUUUUCUGUUAUCUCUUGGUACUUGUCUAAGGUGCGCCCGGGCAAAUUUGGCCAGCCGUGGCCCUGGAAUUUUCCGUUUAAACCAGAGUAUUGGAGUAACCAGCCACCAGCAGAGGCCGUGCAGAGAGGAGUCGAGACUAUAAACCCGAAUGACAAACAAUACUUCGAGAAGGCCCCUGACGGCCUUCCGGUAGGAAUACAGGUCAAUAAUGUCUACAAGGCGUUCGGCAAAGAGACGGUACUGCACGGAGUGAACCUGGACGUGUAUCGCGGUGAGAUCACCGUGCUGCUUGGCAACAACGGCGCCGGCAAGACCACUCUCCUCAACAUCAUCACUGGUCUCCUCAAAGCGUCGUCGGGCACCGUGCUGAUUGAGGGCAAGGACACCAUGAAACACUCGGUGGAGACCCGCAAGCUGAUCGGACUCUGCCCGCAACAUAAUAUGUUCUUCGAGUUCCUGCGUGUUCAAGAACACGUUAGGUUCUUCGCUAUGCUUAAAGGACAAUCGUGCGCAGAAUCACGCGCCUCAAGCGCCGAACUACUCGCCAAACUGCAAUUAUCUGACAAGCUGAAAGAAAAACCUACAACAUUGUCGGGCGGCAUGAAGCGGCGCGUGCAGCUGGCCUGCGCUGUUGCUGGAGGAGCCAGGGUUCUGGUGCUGGAUGAGCCGACCAGCGGGCUGGACGUGGAGACGCGCCGGGAGCUGUCCAACGUGCUCCUGGGUCUCCGUGGGCAGCACACGGUGUUGCUGACCACACACUUCAUGGAGGAGGCAGACGCGCUGGGCGACCGUAUCGCCGCGCUGCACCACGGCCGAGUGCGCUGCCACGCCUCACCCAUGUUCCUCAAACGAGCCAUCGGCACUGGUCACCGUCUCACGUUCACGACGUUGGGCGCGCCGAAUGAAGAAGCAAUCACGAGGGCCAUCACCUCCGUCGUGCCGGACGCGACCGUCCGCGACCGCCGUCCGACCGGUCUGACCUACAAUCUGCCGUCGACGGAUACGUCACGAUUCCCCAAGCUCUUUACCACACUGGAGCAAAGGCGCUCCGAACUGCAAAUCGACACCAUUGGAGUCAGUAGAAGCACUCUUGACGAGGUGUUCUUGGAGCUGUGCAGCGACGAAAAACCAACAUAUGAGGAGAAAGAAACCCCAACUAUAGAUCCGGGGCUUGAGAAGGUGACGGGUUGUAAGUUGCGUGCUCAACAGUUCGUAGCACUCUUCCAGAGGCAGUGCUACUUUGUCAAGCUUCUAAACUUUAUCAUCGUGGUUAUCAUUAUGGGGGCACUGGCCUGCUUCGUAAGCCUUGCAGCCAACAAUGAUCCCGAUGCGAAAAAGAAGCCAGACCCUGCAGUCCCUAAACCGUUGAAUCUGGAUCUGUACACCGAGCGGCCGCAGCGCCACGUGCUCGUCAAAGCGGAUGAAAGCACCCUGCAGAGUCUGAGAGCGGCCUUCGAAGGAGUGCAGUUCGAGAAGGUACUAAUAUUUGUUUCAGCCGUGUUACGCACCCGUCGGGAGAACAUGGAAGAGUAUAAAAAAUAUCUAAUGGGGAUCGAACUUAACGAUAUCAGUGCCAAGGCGCUCUACACGCCAUCGCUGCGCAACGCGGCACCAGUCGCGCUGAACGCGCUGAGCAACGCGCUCGCCGCGCGUUUGACAAGACUCGACCCGCUACGAUCGAUGGGCGCACGCACAAUCAAUGUGCGCAACCGUCCUCUGCGCGGCGCCUACGUGCCCUACGACGAAGCUGAACUACGGCAGCCUAAGAAGGACGAUAAUAUAAUGAUAUGGAGCAGUUUCACGGCUAUGAGUGAGAUUAUUUUUAAUAGAGUCGGACCACGCUUAAUUUUCAUGCCAAGGGCUACGUCAAGAAUGGAACGUAUAAGGGAUGUAGAUGUAGAUGUAGUUUACCUGAGCUCGUGCGUCCAACUGCCGUCCCUUGAGCGCGCGACAGGCACGCGGCACGCCUACGUAAUGACUGGCACCCCGCGCUGGCUACACUGGGCCGCCUUGUACGCGGGACGUGUCAGCUUUACACUAAUCAUCGUGUUAAUCAUCGUCCUGUUCACUUUUCUGUUGGAAAAGGAUCACACGUUCAACCAGCUCGGAUUCUUAGUGGCGCUGUUGGUGGUGCUGAUGCUGGGCAUCCUGGCGGUCCUGGGGCUGGUGUACUUCGUCAGCACGCUGUUCACCCUGACGACCGCCACAGCCGUGCUCUUCAUAGUCAUCGUAUUGACCACUUUCUUCACUGCUAAUGUUAAGGAGUCCGAAAAGUUUUUUCAUACGAUUAUGUAUAUUCCUUACGUUCUGUUCCCGCCGCACGCCCUCACGGUCGGGCUGAUUAAGUCGGCGAACGUGGCACAAGUGAACAGCCACUGCAACUUGAACAGAGGCAGGUGCCCCGAACUGACUGGGCCCGGGCCGUUUAAAGCGGAGACAUGCUGCGGGUCACCUUCGGGUUCGGAGCCAUGGAGCUAUUGGUCUAUUAGCGACGCGGCCGGCGUCCCGAUGCUCGUCCUCGUCUUCCAAGCAGUCGCGUACUUCAUCCUGACAUACCUUUCGGAUAGCGGCACACUGGAGCGACUGACGUCCUCGGCGGCUGCUCCGCCGGAGCUACGCUUUAACGAUGCCGCGGUCCAGGCUGAAGCCCACUACGUCGAGGAUACCAUUAAACUGCCUAAUAAUCAGAUACCAGACGCUGUCUUGGGCUACAAAAUUCAGAAGAGGUACUCAAAAUGCUGUAAGAAGCCAUAUCAAGCCGUCAAGAGUGUCAGCUUUUCUGUCAAGAAAGGAGAGUGCUUCGGCCUGCUUGGAGUGAACGGGGCCGGCAAAAGCACGACGUUCAAACUGCUGACGAGCGAGACAGCUGCUACGGGAGGCCAAAUCUUCGCCAACGGGUACCGUUCUACUGAGCGCAGCAAAUACAUGCCCACAUUAAGUUACUGCCCGCAAUUCGACGGGGUAGAUGGCUUCCUGACGGGUCGUCAGAACCUGACCCUGCUGCUGAAGCUACGUGGUCUGAAAGCUCCCGAUGCGGCUGCCCUAGCCACUGCCUGGAUCAAAGAAGUCGAUCUGCUUCAGCACGCGGACAAACCCGUGUCAUCAUACAGCGGCGGAAUGGCGCGGCGCCUGACGGCGGCGGCGGCAUUCUGUCAGCCCGCGAAGACCGCCAUUCUUGACGAGCCCACAGCCGGCGUGGACCCGGUCGCGCGCCAUCACAUGCACCAGGCGCUCAUGAGCAUCAGGAGACAGAAAUCUAUCAUUAUCGCCUCACACAGUCUGGACGAGAUGGAGACACUGUGCCACCGCAUCGCCAUCAUGUCUGGCGGCGAGCUGCGAGCGCUGGGCUCGGCGGCCGCGCUCAAGAUACAACAUGCUCAAGGCUACACCGUUGUCUUCAAACUGGCCACCGAGAAGGGUGAGGGACUGAGGGACAUCGUCAUUAAGCAAAAUUUUAAAAGUGUUAAAGAUGAUGUCCUGCUGAACGAGUUUAAGGAACGGCUGAAUAACCGCUUCGACUGCCAGCUCAAGGACCAACACCGGAACAUGCUGAGCUACCACGUAAAAACCUCGGUCGGCUACAGCACCCUGUUCGCUCUAUUAGAGGAGCAGCGAGCACAGUUCCCGGAAUUAGUGGAAGACUACACUGUCUCGGACACCACGCUUGAGGAGGUGUUCCUCGUGCUGGCUAGAGAGGCUAAAGAGGCCCAGCAACCCCCGCCCACUGUCUAAAACGUAUCACAA
Molecule: messenger RNA, 4845 nt
Organism: Cydia fagiglandana
Lineage: Eukaryota; Metazoa; Arthropoda; Insecta; Lepidoptera; Tortricidae
Product: phospholipid-transporting ATPase ABCA3-like
Exons: 32
Coding region: 1-4833 (1610 amino acids)
Biological process (GO): transmembrane transport
Cellular component (GO): membrane
Molecular function (GO): ABC-type transporter activity; ATP binding; ATP hydrolysis activity
Source: RefSeq, a predicted model, not a curated record